Mercurialis annua (annual mercury) is the source of this 2402-nucleotide messenger RNA. Its product is annotated as DNA (cytosine-5)-methyltransferase DRM1. The record is from RefSeq and is a predicted model, not a curated record. Gene Ontology annotation, molecular function: DNA (cytosine-5-)-methyltransferase activity. Gene Ontology annotation, cellular component: nucleus. The transcript has 12 exons. NCBI's taxonomy places the organism in Eukaryota, Viridiplantae, Streptophyta, Magnoliopsida, Malpighiales, Euphorbiaceae. The coding region runs from base 318 to 2231 and encodes 637 amino acids.
UAACAAUUAUAAUAGGCUGCGCAAAUAGAAACGAAGAAACAGAUUGAGUAAGCUGCGCCGGUGCCGUCGUAGCUUGCUCACUACGCGCAGAAGCGAGUGAGUGAGUGAGAAGAGUAUGAAAAAUAAAUUCAAAUUCAAAUUCAUUUAUUUUUAUUUUUAUUUUUCUUUUUCCUUUUUUGUUUAAUUUGAUUUAGUAUAAACCCUAUACGAUACCAAAAUCAAAAUCAUCAAUUCAGGUUCUUUGUGUUUACUGCUGCGGAAUUCGCCUUGCAUCUUGAAAUCUUGGGGAUAGCUGUCGCUGCUACUUUUUUUUUUAAAUGGGUGACGAGGGUGACAAUUUUGAUUGGGACAGUGAAGACGAUAGAGAAAUUGAGAAUUUUGGGCUGUCUUCUUCUUGUUGCUCACUUCCUACUGUGAAAAUGACAGCAUGCUCAGUAGAGGCAAGCUCGGUGGCAGGUUCUUCUGGUACCAAGGUUGUUGAUCGUUUUUUAGGCAUGGGCUUUUCUGAAAAAAUGGUCGCUGAUGCAAUCCAGGAAAAUGGAGAGGAAAAUCCAGAUUUGAUACUCGAAGCACUUCUCAAGUACUCUCCAAGCUCACCGGCAAGCUCUUCUGGCUCCAAGCUGAUCGAUCAUUUCGUUGGAAUGGGUUUCGAUGUCAAAAUGGUUGCCAGAGCAAUUAGCGAAAAUGGAGAGGAAAAGACAGAUUCUAUUUUGGAGACUCUUCUUACAUAUUCGGAGAUUGAAAAGUUUCCUCAAGAACAGCCACAUGUUGACUCUGAUAAUUUAUCCUCAGAAUAUGAUGAGAGCUUUCUAAAUGAUUUUUCAGAUUUGGAUAGUUCUGAAAAUGAGGAAAAUGAAAAAUCUGAGCCAGAUGAAGGGGAAACGUUGCGGUUCUUAGCAAGUAUGGGUUACACAAGAGAUGAAGCUUCAAUUGCUGUAGAAAGAUGUGGUAUGCAUUUUGGACCAGAUGCCACUAUUUCAGAGCUAGCUGAUUUCAUUUGUGCUGCUCAAAUGGCAAAGGCAGCUGAUGCUUCCUUUAUUGAGGAGAAGCCAAAGGUUAAUUUUGACGAUGAUUAUCCUAAAAACAAAAGGAGGAAGAGCAAUUUUGAAAUCGAUAUGUUGAAAAGGAAAAAACAGAUUAAUGUGCUGCCUGUAGACGGGGAGAUAAUUCAGCUGCCAAUUAAAAUGAUCGGGUUUGGAACCCCGACUGAUCCGUCAAUUCUAACGCAUCGGGAUCUUCCAAAAGGUGCUCUUGGGCCUCCCUUUUUUUAUUACGAGAAUGUUGCUUUGGCUCCUAAAGGGGCUUGGCAGACCAUCUCGAGAUUCCUUUAUGACAUAAAACCGGAGUUUGUGGACUCAAAAUACUUUUGUGCGGCUGCAAGGAAAAGAGGGUACAUCCACAAUCUUCCUAUCAAGAAUAGAUUUCCUCUUCUUCCGCUACCUCCACACACUAUCCAUGAAGCUCUGCCGUUGACAAAGAGAUGGUGGCCUUCAUGGGACGAAAGGACGCAGCUAAACUGCUUGCAGACUUGUAUGGCAAGUGCAAAAUUGACGGAAAGAAUUCUUAAAGCCAUUGAGGGCUACGAUGGUGAACCCCCUGAGAGAAUCCAAAAAUAUGUUCUCGAACAAUGCCGUAAAUGGAACCUUGUUUGGGUUGGCAGGAAUAAGGUGGCCCCACUUGAACCAGAUGAGGUUGAAAUGCUUUUGGGAUUUCCUAGGAACCACACAAGGGGCGGUGGAAUAAGUAGGACCGACAGAUAUAAAUCACUUGGUAACUCAUUCCAGGUCGACACUGUUGCCUACCAUCUGUCGGUAUUGAAGGAUUUGUUCCCUGAAGGUAUUACUCUUCUUUCGCUUUUCACCGGGAUUGGUGGUGGAGAAGUUGCUCUACACCGGCUCGGUAUUAAGCUGAAGAAUGUGGUAUCAGUCGAGAUUUCCGAGGUAAAUCGGAACAUUCUGAGGUGCUGGUGGGAGCAAACCAACCAGACAGGGCUUUUGAUCGAAAUUCCUGAUGUGCAGCAGCUGGAUGCGGACAUGUUAGAGAAGCACAUCAGCGCAUUUGGCGGGUUUGAUUUGAUUAUUGGAGGAAGCCCUUGCAACAACCUGGCUGGAAGCAACCGACAUCACCGAGAUGGCCUCGAGGGUGAACAAUCUUCACUGUUUUUUGAUUAUUGUAGGAUUCUAGAUUUAGUCAAGAACAUAAUGGCUAGAAAUUCUCAAAGUUUGUCUUAGAUUAAUCUCUUUAUAUAUUUCCUGCAUUUAUCCCCCUGAUUUAGAUAUUGAUAUAAAUUGUAAAGAUUCAUAAUUGGUCCAAGCUUACAUUAAUUUAAGGUAAAUGAGCUACUGGAACAAAGCAAGUGAUUCUUCUUGUGAAGUAAUUAAUAACAAGUUGCUUUUCUUUCA